This is a messenger RNA of Lagopus leucura (white-tailed ptarmigan), 589 nucleotides long. RefSeq names its product trefoil factor 2-like. The coding region runs from base 34 to 417 and encodes 127 amino acids. The transcript is spliced from 4 exons. NCBI's taxonomy places the organism in Eukaryota, Metazoa, Chordata, Aves, Galliformes, Phasianidae. Gene Ontology annotation, biological process: maintenance of gastrointestinal epithelium. The record is from RefSeq and is a predicted model, not a curated record.
UUUCCAGCCAUUGGCCUGAGGGCUCCCAGAGCAAUGGAUGUAAAGGGGAUCUGCUUGCUCUUUGUCAUCCUUGCUGUAGCCCUCAUCAGCUCAACAGAAGGAAAACCACCAUCAAAAUGCCAGUGCAAAGUAGCUGCCAGAGAGCGGAAGAACUGCGGUCCCCCAGGAAUCUCAGCAGCAGCCUGCAGGAAAGCUGGGUGCUGCUUCAAUGCGUCAGUGCCUGGCGUCCCCUGGUGCUUCACUGCUAAACCAAAGAAAGUUAAGAAAGUGUGUCCUGCUGAUCCUCGUAUCCGAGUGAACUGUGGCUACCCUGGCAUCACAGCUAAGGAGUGCUUAAGCAGGAGAUGCUGCUUCCGGCCACGUCCUGCUGGUGUCCCCUGGUGCUUCUACCACCGCACGGUUGAAGAAGGUUGUUAAAGUAGAAACUUGCUGAAGAACCUGCUCAACUGGGAAAUAACAGCCAGAUAUCCCAGCUCCAACUUUCUGUUUGUAACAACGAUUUCUAGGUGAUUAUUUCUUCAUUCUGAAGAAAAUAUAACCACAACUUUUAUUCUCUCAGUAGGGUAGUACGUACAGUUUUUCAACGUAA